Molecule: messenger RNA, 2247 nt
Organism: Oncorhynchus kisutch (coho salmon)
Lineage: Eukaryota; Metazoa; Chordata; Actinopteri; Salmoniformes; Salmonidae
Product: fibrinogen alpha-1 chain
Exons: 6
Coding region: 86-1654 (522 amino acids)
Biological process (GO): vesicle organization; cilium assembly; intracellular protein transport
Cellular component (GO): endosome
Molecular function (GO): phosphatidylinositol phosphate binding
Source: RefSeq, a predicted model, not a curated record
AGAGGGAUCAGCUGUUCUCUCAGAACAUACCAUUCAUUCCCCAGUCCACCGUGGAUUUGAUCUGAUCGGGAUCUGAACUUGAAGAAUGAGAGAAGGGAUUGACAACCUUGUGUUCCAGUUUAUCAGUGUUUGGGUUCGGGAUCCUCGGAUUCAGAAGAAGGACUUCUGGCAUGCCCACAUGGACUAUGAAAUAUGUAUACAUACCAACAGUCUCUGCUUCACUAAGAAGAUCUCCUGUGUGAGGAGAAGGUACCGUGACUUCGUAUGGCUCCGGCAGAAACUACAGGCUAACUCCCUACUCAUGAUCCAGCUGCCUGAACUACCACCUAAGAACCCUUUCUUUAACCUGAACAACGCCCAGCAGAUCACAGAGAGGAUGAAGGGCCUCCAGAAGUUCCUUGAACUUACCAGAGUUCCAUUGGUCUUUCAUGCCAGGACCCUGGAGAGUAAUCUGCUUCUGUCAGACAGCUGUCUGCACCUCUUCCUGCAGUCGGAGCUGGGGGUGUCCCAGAUAGAGGCCUGCGCCUCAGGUAGAACCCAUUACUCUGUGUCCCAGGCUGUGCUGCGCUGUGGCUGCAAACUGCAACGCUUCCACUCCCAGGAGGACCUGUUAGAGACCAGCCACAAGGAGUCCUGUGACUCCGACUCUGUUAGUGUGUUUGUAGAGCCGGCGCCCAGCAGUAAAGAUGGAACUGCUUCCUCACCCCCAGAGACCCUAGAUUUGUCUCUACCUGAUAGGACCAGACCUAACCCCACCCAGGAAGAGACCCUAGCUCUGUCUCUAUCUGAUAGGACCAGACCUAACCCCGACCAGGAAGAGACCCUAGAUCUGUCUCUACCUGAUAGGACCAGACCUAACCCCGACCAGGAAGAGACCCUAGCUCUGUCUCUACCUGAUAGGACCAGACCUAACCCCGACCAGGAAGAGACCCUAGCUCUGUCUCUACCUGAUAGGACCAGACCUAACCCCGACCAGGAAGAGACCCUAGCUCUGUCUCUACCUGAUAGGACCAGACCUAACCCCGACCAGGAAGAGACCCUAGCUCUGUCUCUACCUGAUAGGACCAGACCUAACCCCGACCAGGAAGAGACCCUAGCUCUGUCUCUACCUGAUAGGACCAGACCUAACCCCGACCAGGAAGAGACCCUACCUCUGUCUCUACCUGAUAGGACCAGACCUAACCCCGACCAGGAAGAGACCCUAGCUCUGUCUCUACCUGAUAGGACCAGACCUAACCCCGACCAGGAAGAGACCCUAGCUCUGUCUCUACCUGAUAGGACCAGACCUAACCCUGACCAGGAAGAGACCCUAGCUCUGUCUCUACCUGAUAGGACCAGACCUAACCCAGACCAGGAAGAGACCCUAGCUCUGUCUCUACCUGAUAGGACCAGACCUAACCCCGACCAGGAAGAGACCCUAGAUCUGUCUCUACCUGAUAGGACCAGACCUAACCACAACCAGGAAGAGACCCUAGCUCUGUCUCUACCUGAUAGGACCAGACCUAACCCCGACCAGGAAGAAGACACUCUCAGCAUGUCUGCCUCUCCAUGGGAACAUCACCGCCAACCAGGACAUGGUAACUUACAAUAUUCUGCAUCCCAAAUGUCACCCGAUAGUGCACUACUUUGGACCAGAGCCCUAUGUAGGGAAUAGGGUGCUAUUUUGGACACUGUGUUUGCUCUCAUUUCAUCUUAAAAUAAUGUUCCCCUCCCACACAGCUUUUAAAAUAAGGCUUCCACACAGCUAUUAAAAUAAGGCUUCCACACAGCUUUUAAAAUAAGGCUUCCACACAGCUUUUAAAAUAAGGCUUCCACACAGCUAUUAAAAUAAGGCUUCCACACAGCUAUUAAAAUAAGGCUUCCACACAGCUUUUAAAAUAAGACUUCCACACAGCUAUUAAAAUAAGGCUUCCACACAGCUAUUAAAAUAAGGCUUCCACACAGCUAUUAAAAUAAGGCUUCCACACAGCUUUUAAAAUAAGACUUCCACACAGCUAUUAAAAUAAGGCUUCCACACAGUUUUUUGUCAUCCAUUUCUCCAAACUACUGUCACCAUAACUACCUUGUCUUUCUGCCAUCAAAACGUUUUUUUUACUUCUAUUUUAUUCCAGAGAAGAUGAUGAUGAUGAAGAUGAUGAAUAUGUGUUUAUGUCUGUGUAGUUUUGUGAAAUAUUUGUAAAGUCCACAAAUCUGAAAUAUGUGAAUAUUAGGAUCCCUUCACUGUAAAUAAAGUCAGUUCUACUGUUU